UCCACUACACUAGUUUUCCGUCUUCUUUUGAGCUACGACGUGUCUUGUUCUGAAAUUUUAAUAUAUUCACUGUAUUUUAGUAAUUAUGACGUUUGUAUACUCCAUAUUACCCCUUCUUAUCCUGACAGUCGGAGCUGAAGCCAAAGAUGAAAUUAAAGGGGGAAUGUUGUCUUUGCAAGAUUCAGAAUCUCGCGAAGUUAGGUCGCUGGAUGGAGUGUGGGCGUUUCGCGCCGAUGACUCGCCCGGGCGGUCUGCCGGGUUUGACGGUCAAUGGUGGUCUCGGCCGCUGAGAGAGUCUGGACCGGUGAUAGAUAUGCCAGUACCAUCCAGCUACAACGACAUCACCCAAGAUCGCUCACUCAGGGAUUUUGUAGGCUGGGCUUGGUAUGAGAAAGAGUUCUACCCUCCAAGGUCUUGGAGCAAGAACGGUCAGAGGAUGGUGCUACGGUUUGAAAGUGCCCAUUAUGAAACUAUUGUUUGGUUCAACUCCCAAGAAGUGGUUAGGCAUUCGGGUGGGCAUCUUCCAUUUGAAGUAGAGGUAACAUCUCUUCUGCACUUUGGACAGCUCAACCGAAUUACAGUUGCUGUGAAUAAUACCUUGACCCCUAAUACUCUGCCACCAGGGACGAUAACACACUACGAUGACCUCACAAUGUAUCCACCCAAUUAUUUUGAGCAGGAAUACUCGUUUGACUUCUUCAACUAUGCUGGAAUCCAGAGAUCUGUCAAACUCUACACGACUCCCAAAGGUUACGUAGAUGACAUUGAUGUUGUCACAAACUUCACAGGAACGACAGGUCAUGUGAUUUUCAACAUUACGGUUGGUGGCGCCCCAUCAUCGAAAGUGGUAGCUGUUGUAGACCUACUGGACAGGGCAGGUCUUGUAGUAGCUUCGAGUACCAAGAUGAAUGGGCUACUAGUGGUCAGUGAGGCCAAUCUGUGGUGGCCCUACACUAUGCACAAUGACUCCGCCUAUCUCUACACACUCAAGGUUUCAGUUUCCUUCGAGGGCACAACUGAUGUCUAUCGUCUCCCCGUUGGUAUCCGCACAGUGAGAGUCACAAACAAGCAAUUCCUCAUCAACAAUCAACCGUUCUACUUCCAUGGUGUCAACAAACAUGAAGAUGCAGAUAUAAGAGGGAAAGGUGUUGACUACCCCCUCAUCCUCAAGGACAUCAACCUCUUGAAGUGGCUUGGAGCAAACGCCUUCAGGACAAGCCAUUACCCAUACUCUGAAGAGAUCAUGGAUCUCUGUGACAGGCAUGGCAUCGUGGUGAUCGACGAGUGCCCAGCCGUCGGGAUGCGUUCAGCCAAUAAUUUUGUAAAUGCCACCCUGGUGCAUCAUCAGCAGGUCAUGGCAGAGCUGGUGAGGAGAGAUAAGAACCGCCCCUCGGUGGUCAUGUGGUCAGUAGCCAACGAGCCAGCGUCCAGUCUGGCUGUAGCUGGACCUUACUUUGAGAGUGUCAUUUCAUACACAAGAAAGUUGGAUCCACAUCGACCUGUCACAUUUGUUGCAAAUAGCCCCACACCAGAAAGCGAUCGUGCAGCUAAGUUUGUUGAUGUAGUGUGCCUGAAUAGCUACAUCUCCUGGUACCAUCAUCCAGGUCAUCUUGAGCUUGUGACCCUUCAGGUCAACCACUUUCUGUCGAGCUGGCAUGCCUACUACAACAAGCCAGUCAUACAGACUGAAUACGGGGCAGGGACCAUUGCAGGCUUUCACAUGUCGCCAGCGGUCAUGUUCACGGAGGAGUAUCAGGUUGAAAUGAUGGGAAACUAUCACACAUCCUUCGACAAGCUACGGCAGGACUUCCUCGUUGGGGAACUGGUGUGGAACUUUGCAGACUUCAAUACAAAGCAAGGCACGACGAGAGUUGUUGGAAAUAAGAAGGGGGUUUUCACACGCCAGCGCCAACCCAAAAUGGAAGCCCAUGUAUUAAAGGAGAGAUACCUAGAGCUCAUCAAGACAUUGGGAUGCUAAGUUAAUGUAACAAGCCUGUAAUGAAAUUUUCUCUGGAUAGGAGGUCUCUACCAUCCUCUUCUUCAGACGACGUCUUUCUUCUGCCACUCCCAAACAGGCGAGAUGCAUGGGCUCUGACAGAACUACAUAAAGCCCUAACCGCUGCCACCACUUCCAACUUAUACUCCUCCCAUGCAUCCCCCUUUUGCCACUCCGCACCCAGACACCCAGGAUAUGUAAAGCUAUGGUCACAAAUCAGAGCAGCGACCGACCGAUCAGUAGCCUGCUCGGUCGCUGCUGGAAUUAGGCA
This is a messenger RNA of Strongylocentrotus purpuratus (purple sea urchin), 2267 nucleotides long. It is a transcript of the gene gusb, whose product is annotated as beta-glucuronidase. Gene Ontology annotation, molecular function: beta-glucuronidase activity; carbohydrate binding. Gene Ontology annotation, biological process: carbohydrate metabolic process; glucuronoside catabolic process. The transcript has 13 exons. Lineage: Eukaryota; Metazoa; Echinodermata; Echinoidea; Camarodonta; Strongylocentrotidae. The coding region runs from base 86 to 1978 and encodes 630 amino acids. The record is from RefSeq and is a predicted model, not a curated record.